AUGAUGAGUGCGUCCGAAGCCAGCACCCUGCAACCAAAUACUCCCGUCCAGGGCAGCCAUCCAGUUGCAAAUACCUCCAAGGUGCCUCUACUCGGCGAAGGAUUUCAAGAAUCGAAGCGUGUUGCUGUAUCACUAUCUACUGAAAACAGUGACCUCGAGCACAAGGGAACCAAUACUACGUCAGAGGGAGGAAAGCACGGGAAGCGCCGAUUGUUUGGCUUCGGAAAGAAGAAAGACGACGAUAGAAGCAAGGUCAAGGAGAAACUCGAACCAGCGUCGAAUAUGGAUAUUGGUAUUGCGCAGACUCAGAUGGCUGCGCCCGUCCCUCAGAGAGCUCCGUUGCAGAACACCUCCCGUCAACGGUCUAGUCAACACUACCCAGUACCCUCUUCUCCGCAAAGGAAUCCUUCUUCCUCUUCCCCUCGAGUCGUGUCACCGGCAGGCUCGCAGAUUUUCGAAAGAGAUGUACAAGAAAGUAGCACUCUAUCACCCAAUUCACCCGCUAUUCCAUCACACAUCCAGACGGAAAACCACAUACCACCAGUCCUAGAUGCCUCGUCUGAAGCUAUCACCAACAACAACCUGGACCCAGACUCUGUUGAAAUCGUCAUGCAUUCAUCUCAUCAGCCAGCAGCAGUCACUGUGACAGGUGUCGGGAGCAGUGAACCAACUGGCGGUAAUUGGGCCGAUGAUUUGGUUGCGCAUCCCGAUAAAGAUGAUGCUGCUUCCAAUUAUGGUGCAUUGGAUAGUGCAGACGUACGUCGACUCAGUUUCAUUUCAUUCUCUGAUAUCGUGCAAUCCGAACACGCAGAACAUACCGGUUGUAGAGACUCCAUCUACGUUGGUGGUCUCAAUACGCUAUCGUCAGGAGUCAGAUCGCCCUCGCCCGUACGAUCGCCAGUAUCGUCACAGGGAUUCAAUACUUCGCCUCCAACCAGCAAAUCAGCUUCGAUUAUGGGUGUAGACAUGUCACCUCGUUCGAAAGCUCUAGGAAGCCCAACCUCGAUGCAUGGGAAUGGAGAGUUGACAAUAGAAACAAUGGCUCAAACAAUCAGGAGAACUGGCAGCGGCGAUCUCAGCGGAGUCAGGAGUCAGCCACUGAGCCCAGCAAGUCCAGAUGGGUUCUCGGAUCGGGCAUUCCGUUAA
Hymenoscyphus albidus is the source of this 1146-nucleotide messenger RNA. The record is from the annotation of a GenBank genome assembly. NCBI's taxonomy places the organism in Eukaryota, Fungi, Ascomycota, Leotiomycetes, Helotiales, Helotiaceae.